This is a messenger RNA of Penicillium subrubescens, 2185 nucleotides long. RefSeq lists its product as uncharacterized. Lineage: Eukaryota; Fungi; Ascomycota; Eurotiomycetes; Eurotiales; Aspergillaceae. The record is from RefSeq and is a predicted model, not a curated record. Gene Ontology annotation, molecular function: DNA-binding transcription factor activity, RNA polymerase II-specific; zinc ion binding; RNA polymerase II cis-regulatory region sequence-specific DNA binding. Gene Ontology annotation, cellular component: nucleus. The transcript is spliced from 8 exons. Gene Ontology annotation, biological process: positive regulation of transcription from RNA polymerase II promoter by galactose; DNA-templated transcription. Bases 113 to 2140 code for a protein of 675 amino acids.
GUCGAUAUCAUGCAAUUGAAACAAGACCGAUCCGACAAUACAUGCUGCGCUAGGGAACUAAGAUCGACUCUCUUAAAGCAAGGGUUGAUCUUAGCUUUGAUACUCUUUGAAAAUGCCGAAGGUCGGGCGUCCAUCGUCCGGUCAUCAUGAUCUUCGAGCGUGUACAGAGUGCCGUAAGCGAAAGAGCAAGUGCUCUGGCUCUUUGCCAUGCUCUUACUGUACUCGUGCCAAUAAAACCUGCGUCCUGGGUCGGCCCCCAUCUCGUACGCCGCUCACGAGAAAAAAUCUGGACGCAGCAGAGCUACGUUGUGCAAAAUUAAUCUCUUUGGUCAAAAGAUUUGAUCCAGAAAUCGAUAUCUAUGCGGCCUUGGAUUCAAUUACAGGAAAUGGUAUGGGAGAGCGUCCUGCGUCUCUAGAGAGGUCUGAAGCCCCAGAAACUGAUCCAGAGAGUGCUCCCUCAUUGGAUCGAUUUGAAUGGAGUGAGGCACCGAAUAUGUCUCCAUCGCAUCUCCAGAAAGAGCCACCGGACGGGAUGGCUGUACUUCCAACUAAACGGACGGAUACAGGCUAUCUUGGCAAUACCUCGGGGUCGACAAUGCUCAAUUCCAUUCCAGGCCUUCUUCCAGAUAGUACUAUUUCGCGUUCAAAAAGCCGACCACAUGGAUCUCCAGCCAGCAGUAACAUGACCAAUAGCCCUUCACAACUUGUGAACCUUGCCGUCACUACCACCCUAGAGAGACUUGUUGCUGCAUACUUUGGGUGGUAUAACCCUUCGUACCCAAUCCUUCACGAGAAAACUUUUCGAGAUAAGUUCCUGAAUCGCCAUCAAGUUCACCCAAGGUCAAACUGGCAUAUUAUAUUCCAUCUAGUAUUUGCAAUUGGUCACUGGAUUCUAGGGGAAGAAUCGGAAGCCGAGCAAUCCAGGUCUUACAUGGCCGCACGCUCAUGCAUGUCAAUGCGCAUGCUAGAGUCUGGAACUCUUCUUACAGUUCAGGCCUGUCUUCUGAUGGGCAACUAUCUUCAAAAACGAGAUCGACCUAACACCGGCUAUAAUUUCAUUGGAAUUGCGCACCGAAUGGCGCUUGGCUUGGGUCUUCAUCGAGAACCUCCUAUAGGAACUAUGGAAGAUACACUCUCCAAUGAGCGGCGAAGAGUUCUCUGGUGGAUUGUCUAUUGCUUUGACUCGGGCUUUAGCAUCACAACUGGAAGGCCCAUAACGGUCUCUGGCUCAUUUAUCGAGACUCGCCUUCCGCGAAAUAUUGAUGAUUCGGCUUGUUCACUAGAAUCUGUCUUGCCACCAACAACGGAUUCUCCAACUACCUAUUCGGCAAUUAUUGCUCAGUCACGUCUAACAUCAAUCGCCAACGCAGUAUUCGGUGAACUGAUAUCUUCGACAAACAAGACCUCAUGGGACCUGAGAGUUUCUCGUUCCAUCAACCAUCAAUUCAAUGCUUGGAAGCUAUCACUACCUUCUUACUUCACUACUCAUGUGAUUCCAGAAUGGUUCCGCGGUCCCCGUGCAAUUAUCAUAUGGAAGGAGCAAAAUCUCCGCAUGAUGCUUUGGUGGGGAAGUCAAAAAUUAUGCAAUCUGCCGUCCGAUCACGAAGAAGCCCAGAAUAUUUGUCAUCUCACAGCAGUUGAAACGAUACAGGAGAUCACUAAUUUUAUUGACAACAAUCUUGACAUAGUUCAUGCCGGGCUCAGUUGGUAUGCAACCUACUUCCUCUUCCAAGCAGCAGUUGUCCUCAGCAUCCACCAUCUCCAACCACCCCAGUCUGUUGAAUCGGGACCGAAAGAUAGAAAUCAAGACCUUUGGCUCUCAUCUGUGUCCAGAGCUCGGGACUGCUUGGCUUCCUUAAGCCAAAAGGACAAAGCUGCAACACGGUGCUUAGCCGUUCUAAACCGGUUACGAGAUCAUUUUCAGCAACAAGGACAACCCUCGGCUAUAUUCGGUGGUACUCGAUCUAAUUAUCAAGUUAACCUACUACAAGAAGACGCUGAAAUCCCAUCGGCGUCACUUGCUGUGGACCCUAUACUUCAAAUGUUCUUUGAAGAUCCGUCCUGGGGCAAUGAUUUAUUCCAUGGUCUAAGAGGUUUUCCAAGCACGGAUGAGGUUGGAGCAUUUGAGUAUGUCUCAUAAAACACAUAUUAGUAGUCAUCCUUUUGUGGAGACAUCAGUCCCAAU